AUGAAGCCUCCAGCGCUACGGCCGUGGCUUCCUACUUCAGCUCUACGACGGCGUCCUUGCUUCCGCAGGCCUUACGCUAUACAGUCGCCGGGGGGGCCAACUCUUCAGGUCUUCAAUGAGAACGUGAAGUACCUUCAGAAAGAACGGGCGGCAGCAAAUGCAGAAUACAGCCGCAAUGUCGAUUAUCUGAAGGACGAGGUGGCCCAGCGACUAGUCGACCGUCUACUCGACAUCAAUCGCCGGUUUCCCCAUGUACUCGACUUGGGUGCCAAUAGCUGCAACAUUGCACGAGCGCUCUCUAAGCCGCCUCUGAUUGCGCCAGAACUGCCAGAAGGAGCUGCAGAGGCCAAGAUUCCGCUCUCGGACCGGAUAGAACACCUCACCUGCGCGGACACCUCUCCCACCGCCCUUCAUCGCGACGAUUCACUCCCUGAACCCGCAGUUCCAAUCACUCAAGAAGUCCUCCCUUCGCUUGAGACUCUUCCUUAUGAAGCCAACACUUUCGAUGCUGUUCUCUCUUCUUUGUCCCUCCAUUGGAUAAACGACCUCCCCUCGGUGUUAUCAAGCAUAAACAACAUUCUCAAACCCGAUGCCCCCUUCCUGGCAGCUAUGUUCGGCGGAGACACCCUCUUUGAAUUGCGCUCGUCGCUACAACUAGCCGACCUAGAGCGCCAUGGCGGCGUUUCGCCGCAUAUAUCACCUUUAGCAGAUGUCAGAGACGUGGGGAACCUGCUCGGUCGAGCUGGAUUCAAACUUCUGACGGUCGAUGUCGACGAUAUAAUAGUCGAAUAUCCCGACACAUUCGCCUUGAUGACGGAUAUCCAAGCCAUGGGCGAAGGAAAUGCGAUCCUCAAAUCUAUGGGCGGUCCUAUCAGCCGGGAUGUGUUGCUGGCAAAUGAAGCCAUAUACAGGGAAUUGCAUUGUAAAGAGGACGAAAAAGACAGGAUACCGGCUACCUUUAGAGUGAUCUACAUGAUUGGGUGGAAGGCUAGUAAAGGACAACCACAGCCUCUGGAAAGAGGGAGUGGAAAUGUCAACAUGAAGGACAUACUAGGUGGGGGAGAAUUCACGUAG
Messenger RNA from Fonsecaea nubica, 1074 nucleotides. RefSeq lists its product as hypothetical. The record is from RefSeq and is a predicted model, not a curated record. Gene Ontology annotation, biological process: mitochondrial respiratory chain complex I assembly. Gene Ontology annotation, cellular component: mitochondrion. Bases 1 to 1074 code for a protein of 357 amino acids. NCBI's taxonomy places the organism in Eukaryota, Fungi, Ascomycota, Eurotiomycetes, Chaetothyriales, Herpotrichiellaceae. The transcript has a single exon.